AUGUAUUUUUGCUUUAUGCUCCUUCUUGCUGGUGCGCUAUUUGUUGUGUUUGUUUUGGCGCUAUUGGGGUACUUGAUAAAUUUUUUUUUUUGCGUGUUGCUUGUGCCUGCCAGAAGCGAGAACGAUAUUAGGGAGGCGAAGAACGCCACGAUGAAUCCGCUUGCGCGGCGGGUGGAGCGCAACAGGGACGAGGUGCGGAAACUAUCGCAGAAGUGUGGGAACCGCUUCUGCAUCGAUUGCGGCAUAAGAGGGCCACUUUACGUGGUGACCAACUUUCGUGUUUUUGUCUGCUCAACAUGUGCCGCGUUGCACCGCUCGCUGCAGCACAAAGUGAAGGGAAUAUCCAUGACGGAGUUUACCGACGAGGAGGUUGCCUGCCUGAACGUCGGCGGCAACGACAGGGCGGCGAGGGUGUGGCUCGCCAGCUAUGAGAAUAAUAAGCCCCCACACGGCAGCGAUAUUGCCGUCAGGGACUUUAUUGUGAAUGCUUUUGAAAACAUGGCAUACGUCAAUCGUGAGGAAUUGGAGCGAUUUCAAAAUGAUUUGAAGGCAGUUGGCACCGGAGCGCCCUGCUGCCAUUUGCCACACACGAUGAAUCUGCCUUUACCGGAGCACGGGCCGCAGCGGCCACUGACAUCGUUGCCGCCGGAGCAGCCAACGAAAGAAAAGCCAUUGCCGCCAGAGCCAUCGUCCUAUUCGACGGGGUUGCAGGAUUUGUCUUCCGCUCCGAGGCCGCAGGUGGAGUUAUUUGAACAGUCGACGCCACAAACUUCGUCAUCUGCUCCCGUCAAUUUUUCUGCGCCUACAACAGAUGACGAUUUAUUUGCCGAGUUUGUAGCCGCUGCCGCACCGCCUGCUUCCAGCGUCGCGGCAGAUGUUCCCACUGCACAGAGGCCGCUCGAUGGCUGGCUCAAUUCCGUUACCUCUGGACAUCCGCACGUCAAUAUUCCGGUUUCCAUCCCCCCGGGCGUUACAAUGGGGCCUGGACCUUACUCGACUUCUCAACCAUUAUCUGCUGGACAAAUGGAGUAUCCGCCAAACAUGUUAUCUCAGCCCGGAUUUCAGGGUCCAUUUGACGUGCAGCAAGAGGGAUACGGCGGGAUGACACGUGGUAAUUUCUUUCAGCUACAACCACAACCACAACAAUUUCAAUAUGCCUUUUCUAUGGGUCCUCCGGCGGGGCCCAAUGGCGUGCCCUACCAAGCACCGACUGCUCAGGGCCAGACGCCUUCAGGGGGUUCUGCGACGCUGAUGAAUAUGUGCGGGGUGGACUUCUUUCAGGAACCUCCCGCAAAUCCAUGGGGAAAUUUCAAUUCUUCUGAAUCAACGAAAACGGAGCCAGUGAAAACCAAAAGCGAGCCACAAAAUGAUAUAUUUGCCUCUUUAGACCCCUUUAUUGGUAAAUGGUGA
Trypanosoma cruzi is the source of this 1410-nucleotide messenger RNA. RefSeq names its product ADP-ribosylation factor GTPase activating protein, putative. The transcript has a single exon. Gene Ontology annotation, molecular function: GTPase activator activity. The record is from RefSeq and is a predicted model, not a curated record. Lineage: Eukaryota; Euglenozoa; Kinetoplastea; Trypanosomatida; Trypanosomatidae. The coding region runs from base 1 to 1410 and encodes 469 amino acids.